Molecule: messenger RNA, 1020 nt
Organism: Syzygium oleosum
Lineage: Eukaryota; Viridiplantae; Streptophyta; Magnoliopsida; Myrtales; Myrtaceae
Product: chlorophyll a-b binding protein CP24 10A, chloroplastic-like
Exons: 2
Coding region: 51-827 (258 amino acids)
Biological process (GO): response to light stimulus; photosynthesis, light harvesting in photosystem I
Cellular component (GO): membrane
Source: RefSeq, a predicted model, not a curated record
ACAUUUAGAGAGAGAGAGAGAGAGAGAGAGAGAGAGAGAGAGAGGCCGACAUGGCGGCGACUUCCGGUGCGGUGGUGAACGGGCUGGGGUCGGCCUUCUUGAGCGGGGGGAGGAGGAGCCGGUCCUUGUUGAGGGCAGCCGGCUUCGGGGCCAAGGCGGGGAGCGGAGCCGGCUCUAGGAACUUGGUGGUCGUCGCGGCGGCUCAGCCCAAGAAGUCUUGGAUCCCCGGCGUGAGGGGCGGCGGUAACUUCAUCGACCCCGAGUGGCUCGACGGCUCGCUCCCAGGUGAUUACGGGUUCGACCCGCUCGGGCUUGGCAAGGACCCGGCAUUCCUCAAGUGGUACCGAGAGGCGGAGCUCAUCCACGGCCGGUGGGCCAUGACCGCGGUGGUCGGCAUCUUCGUGGGCCAGGCCUGGAGUGGCAUCCCGUGGUUCGAGGCCGGGGCCGACCCCGGCGCGAUCGCCCCGUUCUCCUUCGGUUCCCUCCUUGGGACUCAACUCAUCCUCAUGGGGUGGGUCGAGAGCAAGCGGUGGGUCGACUUCUUCAACCCGGACUCGCAGUCGGUGGAGUGGGCCACGCCGUGGUCAAAGACCUCCGAGAACUUCGCCAACGCCACGGGCGAUCAGGGCUACCCAGGAGGCAAGUUCUUCGACCCGCUCGGCCUCGCCGGGACGAUCAAGGACGGGGUCUACAUUCCGGACGCUGAGAAGCUGGAGAGGUUGAAGCUGGCCGAGAUCAAGCAUGCCCGGCUUGCUAUGGUGGCCAUGUUGAUCUUUUACUUCGAGGCUGGGCAGGGCAAGACCCCGCUUGGGGCUCUUGGAUUGUAAAGAGUUUGAACUUGAAUGAACCAAAAAUGGCUGUAGAUAAAUUGGAUUUGGGGAAAAAAUUGACAGCUUAGAACCUCCAAUGUUGUAUGAGAAAUCGUGUCCCCUGCGAACUAUUUCAUCCCAUGAUUCGUUGCUAGAAACUAGUGAUGUGUUUGUAAGAGAGUUUAUGAUAUGAUAAAUCAUGAUCGAGAAA